Molecule: messenger RNA, 1182 nt
Organism: Penicillium macrosclerotiorum
Lineage: Eukaryota; Fungi; Ascomycota; Eurotiomycetes; Eurotiales; Aspergillaceae
Product: putative HLH DNA binding domain protein
Exons: 2
Coding region: 1-1182 (393 amino acids)
Source: RefSeq, a predicted model, not a curated record
AUGAUGUAUGAAGAAAUGGCUUCUAUGACUGACGACAUUCCACGCCGCUGCUCGCUCCCCUCUUUGAAAUCAACCACCACCAUGACCGCCUCCAAUAUGGGCGAGGACCGCCGCCUGCCUCCUCUUCCGCGUAUGGAGCCAUUGCCCCGCGGGCCUUUCAACCCUUUCCAAGCCAAGGACGCAUAUUCUCCGACCACCCCCGGCCCCCAGGACUCCUUUCAGUUCAAGUCCCCUUGGUCUGCGGCCGGUGAAAACAUUGCUGCGCCGCCGUCUCCAGCCAACUCGGCCGAGAGCUCGUGGCAGGAGUCCUUCGCGGCUCAGAAGGCCGUCUCCACAGAAUGGCCCACUGAUCUCUCCCAGCCUGAGAUCAUGGCUUUGAUUGCGCCCCAGAACAUCAACCGGAAAGCCCCCCUUCAGCAGCUCUGUGGACGUAAGCGUAAGGGGAGCACCAUUUCUCCUGACCCUGAUGACCAGCGAGAGAAGCACCGAAUCGCAGAGGGCAACCGCCGCAAGAACCUUAGCCAGCUCCACCGUGAACUGGAUAGCCGUAUUCACGACUUCUUCCUGGAGCGUGCUGGUUGGAACCCUUCCAAGAGUCUGCCACAGUCCAAGGAGCACAUUGUCCAGGGUGCCGUCUACCUCAUCGACUUUAUGCUGGCCAUCAUCGUACACCUUAUCCGUCAGGAACAAGUCACACCCCAACUCUCCGAGAAGCUCCAGCCCCAAGUUCGGUGUAUGCAAUUGCAGCAGCUGGUCGCCUCUCUCCAGCAACAAAACCAAACUGUCCAGCAGCAGCUCCGAGCCGCUAAGUCUGAGAACGAGCUGCUGGCGGAUCGCAACCGCGCCCUUGAGUUUCAGCUCAAGUCAUACGAGCAGAUGUUCCGAUCUCCGAAGAUUGAGAACACUAGCCCACGUCCUCUCGUCGAUGUCCCCGAGCACAAGCGCCAAAAGAAGGGACUACCUGGUAUGCGAGUCUUGUGUGAUGAGGUUGGCGCCUCUGCUCCUGAGACUCAUCUGCAUCACGACGGCCUCUCGAGCGCCACCUCACAAACCUUCGGCGUCUCAUACCUCACAUCAACACCCCCGAUGACGGGUCCUUCCUCGCCCGCGUUUCCUCCAUCCCAAUCGUCGUCGUUCACCUUCACAGCCUCGCGUCGCCAGUCUCUGCUGGCCUCCCCAUGA